AAAAAAACAAGAAAAAGACAAAUAUAGGGAUAAGCCAGUUGUGAUUAAUAGGAGGAUCGAGUGAAAUCGUGUGUCGCACGGUGGCUCUAUUUUAUUCAUACUUUUUAGGAAGAGAACAGGCGAAGAAGGUAGGAUAAUAUGCAGAACCAUAAACACUAUCCGAUUAUCGAAUUAAUCGAUCGUCGUACGGAAAAUUAUAUAUUUACAUAAUAGCAGCUACCUCCGUAGUUUCCUCUAAUAUCCUUCGCUUCGCCCACACGCAAAAUCGUUGAUUACCGUCAUUAACCUUACGUACGCUUACACGAUAUCUCGUAGUUUGAUUUCAAAUUGCUGCUGCUUUACUUCUAGUGCUACUUCAAUUACUCCUAUUACUCUACUAUUGUUAUUGUACUGCUACUGUUGUUGUCACUAGUGUUACUACGCUUUUAGACAAAAAGAACAAACGUGUCAACAUAGGAUUAUAUAGCGAGAGAAACUUUCGCAAUUGCGUCACAGAUAUUUUUGGAAAUUUUAAUUAAUACUAACUUUUAUGGAAGCUAUAAAUAAUACCAUGAAUAAAAAUGGACCACCACCUCCGUACGAUCAACCUCCAUUGGCACCGCCUAGUUACUCCCAGUGUGUGGGUGGCGUACCGCCGGCAAGUCCAUUUACACCAGCUGAAACAUAUGUAAGUGGACCUACAAUAGUAACAACGAUUGUACCUCUCGGUCCUGACUCUACCCAUACAAUAUGCUCACACUGUUAUGCUGAAAUAGAUACGGCAACGAGAACCGAACCUGGAAUGAUAGCAUAUAUUUCAGGAUUUAUAAUUGCGUUACUGGGCUGUUGGGCAGGCUGCUGUUUGAUACCGUGCUGUAUCGAUGAAUGUAUGGAUGUGCAUCAUACAUGCCCAAAUUGUAAAGCUUAUCUUGGUCGUCAUAGAAGAUAGGCAAAUCGAAAUUAUACGGAUAUUUUGUCAACAUGGUAUUUGUUGAUGUUUUGCUGGAGCGCUUGGAUGCAUGUGCACAUUUACAGAAAAGCUUAGUUUCCUCCAUUUCUCUUCGAAUGUAAAUCAAAUUUUUGUCAAUCAUAUUUUGCACUAAAAACAUUCCUAAUGUACAAGAUUAUCACAUUAUUAUGAGAUACUUGUAAUAUCGAGAAUAUUGGAAAUUUUACAUAAAAAAAGAAAAGAAUUCAAUUUUAAUGUUGGAUCUCGCAUAAUAUAA
Molecule: messenger RNA, 1205 nt
Organism: Ceratosolen solmsi marchali
Lineage: Eukaryota; Metazoa; Arthropoda; Insecta; Hymenoptera; Agaonidae
Product: cell death-inducing p53-target protein 1
Exons: 4
Coding region: 530-928 (132 amino acids)
Molecular function (GO): zinc ion binding
Source: RefSeq, a predicted model, not a curated record